This is a messenger RNA of Chlorocebus sabaeus (green monkey), 1372 nucleotides long. Its product is annotated as large ribosomal subunit protein mL45. Lineage: Eukaryota; Metazoa; Chordata; Mammalia; Primates; Cercopithecidae. The record is from RefSeq and is a predicted model, not a curated record. Gene Ontology annotation, cellular component: mitochondrion.
AUGGGGUCCAACUUAAGCUAUGGACCAGAAGGGGUGGCCUAUGGGAAAGACAAAGCAGGAGGAAUUAGCACGGCCACUUCCCGGCGGCCUUUGCAGGAACAAGAUGGCAGCCCUCAUACCUCAAGGCCAGUUCUGGUGACUCAGUCCUCAGCUAUAGUUCCAGUAAGAACUAAAAAACGUUUCACAUCUCCUGUUUAUCAACCUAAAUUUAAAACAGAAAAAGAGUUUAUGGAACAUGCCCGGAAAGCAAGAUUGGUUAUUCCUCCAGAAAAAUCGGACCGUCCCAUACAUCUGGCCUGUACAGCUGGUAUAUUUGAUGCCUAUGUUCCUCCUGAGGGUGAUGCACGCAUAUCAUCUCUUUCAAAGGAGGGACUGAUACAGAGAACUGAACGAAUGAAGAAGACUAUGGCAUCGCAAAUGUCAAUCCAGAGGAUAAAAGACUAUGAUGCCAAUUUUAAAAUAAAGGACUUCCCUGAAAAAGCUAAGGAUAUCUUUAUUGAAGCUCACCUUUGUCUCAACAACUCAGACCAUGACCGACUUCAUACCUUGGUAACUGAACACUGUUUUCCAGACAUGACCUGGGACAUCAAAUAUAAGACCGUCCGCUGGAGCUUUGUGGAAUCUUCAGAGCCCUUCCAUGUUGUUCAAGUUCGCUGUUCAAGUAUGAUGAACCAGGGCAACGUGUACGGCCAGGUCACCGUACGCAUGCACACCCGGCAGACUCUGGCCAUCUAUGACCGGUUUGGCCGGUUGAUGUAUGGACAGGAAGAUGUACCCAAGGAUGUCCUGGAGUAUGUUGUAUUCGAAAAGCAGUUGACAAACCCAUAUGGAAGUUGGAGAAUGCAUAGCAAGAUCGUUCCCCCAUGGGCACCCCCUAAGCAGCCCAUCCUUAAGACGGUGAUGAUCCCUGGCCCUCAGCUGAAACCAGAAGAAUAUGAAGAGGCACAAGGAGAGGCCCAGAAGCCUCAGCUAGCCUGAUGACAAAAAUGACUUCUGGGGUGAAGCCUGGGUGAUGAGGCUGCUGGAAGCUUUGAAGUCUCCCAUUCCCAUCAUGCUAUAGAAAGAACUACCUUUGUUCUCUCCCAUCCUGCUCAGGUCUUUUCAGUAGUCUCAUCCUCAGCAACCAUGGCUGAUGGCUGGGCCCUAGCAGCUGGCAGGUAUAACAUGGCCAUGUACACUCUUCUUUUUUAAAUUUUAUGUCAAGCUUCUGAGUCUAGAUGAAAGACAGUAUGUUUCAGAGAACAUUGGAUACCAGUUUUUUCCACAGCAGGGACUGUGAGAGAGAACCAGCAGCAUCCUCUUUGUAAUCACAGGGCAGGGAUCAGAGUUUGAAAUAAAACGCUGUCAGUGUUGGUUAAAAAAAAAAAAAAAA